UAUAACUUUUUUAAUUUAAUUAUUUUAUGUUUUAUAUUCCUUAAUUAAGUUUUUUUGCAAAAGACGCGCAAUGUAAAGUGCAUCGAAAAUAAAUAUGUGUGUGUAUUUAUAUACAUAUAUGCAUGUGUUGCACGUUGCACUUGUAGCAAAUCAAAUUGGUCAGUCAGUUUCCCGCUUCUGAAUGGACGCCGAAGUUCUAAACAGAACUUCUUGCAAUAUAAAAGAAAUGUUUUGUAAUAAACCAUCAAAAAAGUUUUUUGUUGGUAUACAUCAUAAUGGAAUUAUAAAAUUCUUAUCGAUACGUACUCAGAAAAUGAUAACCUGAGACCAUAAUUUUUCUUUAUCAAAUGAUAAGUUAAGGUUAUGUUUACAUUUGUAAGAUAGUUGAAGAAAUGUGAUAAUAGUUGUAAUUUCGUUUAAAGUAAUUUUAACUGAACACAGUUGUUACUAUGGAAUCUUUGAAAAUAUUUGAUAAUUUUAAAUUCAGUGAGUUGGAUGAAGACUGGAUUGAAUCAGUUUGGAAUGGAGAGUUUAUGAUUUUCAAAGAACCACCUGAUGAAUAUUUCAUGUUUAUAGAAAGUGAAGACAUGAGAUUACUUUUACAUGAUUCUUAUACUAUUGUAAAAGCAUGGCUAUUGGAUAGAAGAAGUCAGAAUGACUCUGAAACUUCUGAAAUAUCUUGGAAUACAUUGAUUAUUAUGGAUGUAAAGGUGCGUGCUUUAUUAGCUGUAUUGGGUUACAUAAUAAAAAGUGGUCAAGGUAAAGAAACUGAUGAAGAUUCAAGACAAUCAAGUCUGUACGCAACUAAUCUAUAUUUUAUACUUUUGGCUAUUCCUGGUAGCAGUGCAUUUAAUGUGUUUCAUCCAAAUUUAUAUCAGCAAACCAUAGAAACAAUUAAAACGCAUUCAGAACAGUUACAACCUUGUACUAAAAAACAUAGCAAAGCAAUGAGUCUAGAUGAUUCAGUUAUUACAGAUGAAUUGAUGAAUGAAAAUUAUGUCCUCUCGCAUAAUGAGAAAGAAACUCUUAUAAGAAAUUUGAAUGCUAUUAUUUCCACCUUUAUUAUAAUGACAAGAUCAUUUUGGUUUAAAGAUCAUAUUCAGUCUUUAGACAUUACAAUUCAGGGAUUACUUGAAGUUACAAAAAUAGAUGAUGCUUCUGUGGUUUCUCAACACAAUGGACAUAGAGAUAGUUUAGCAGCUUCGUUACCACAGAAUGCUUAUCUAGCUUUACACGAAUUGUGCGACAACAAACAUGGUCCUAUUAAGGUUACUGCAACGUUCAUAGCAAAAUAUAUAUUACCUCGUUUAUUAUGCAAUCAUAUGGAUGCACAAGCAAAGGUGAUUGCAAAUAUACGUAAAAAUACUAUACAUUUUUUACAAGAUUUAUUACAUACAUAUGAAAGAGAUGCUGAAACUGCAAUUUUAACAUUAAUACAGCAUAUAAUGCUGAACUGCCCAGAUCGACUCGAUGCUCGUCAGAAACAAGCUAGCGUUUUAAUAAAGGUUCUUGAAAUAUGUAAACAUCAUAUUAUGCUAGAAGCAUUAAAAAAUAUAAUAUUACUGUCUCAUCAUUCAAAGAUAACAUUUAGACUGUUUGCUCAAGAAAUAAUUGGAAAACUAUUGCUUGAACCUUUUAUAAUGAAUUGCAGUAUAAUGGAUAACUUGAAAACUAAAAUAAAAAGAGUAUUGUUUGCAAUUGUAUCAAGUAGAUGCAUGGAUUGUUCAAGCAUGGUAAGAGGAAAGGCCAUUGCCAUAAUUGCUGAAUUCACAGAAUCUACUAAUGCAAUAGAUAAGGCCAUAUUUGAAAGUAUAUUUAAUGAAUCUAAUCCAAACAAGAAGUUUUUAGCAUUCCAUGAAUUAAAGGAUGCUUUAUCCGAGGAUAUUGAAUUAUUACCAGGUUCAAAUGUUUUAAUAACAAUACUUAUGGAACGUAUAGAAGACGAAAGGGCAAUGAUACGACGAAGUACAUUGCAGAUUUUAAAAAAUUUAAUCCUAAUGUUCCCAAAUUUGAUAAAAGAAGUAUUAUCUGUAAUCAGUCGUAGAUGUAGAGACCCGGCAUUAUUAGUACGUCGGUUUGCUGUACAAAUGUUAUCUCAACUCUUACAGCAAUUCCCAGAUAAUUCACAACUUUUAGAUGAAUGGGUACAAACCGUCGUACCACAAAUAUUUGACAUGGAAAUUAAAGUACAAGAAAAGGUGCUAGAAUAUUUACACGAAUUACUAUUAAAUAGAAUAAAAGAUGUCUCUACGAAUACCGACACUAAUGCAGAUAAUUUACCAUGGAAGAUUUUAAAUACUUUAGCUAAUAUGAAAAUGAGAAAACAUUUGUCAAAAGCAUGUAACUUGUGGGUUAAGCAUGGUAUUAUCACUAAUUCAGUGGUAAAAAACAUACAAUCUCAUAUUGGGACAAAUAAUAAUAUAGGAGCCUGGGUACUUUUAGUAGCACUGGCUGAAAACACCAAAUUACCCAACAUGAACAAAUAUAUUUCGAACUACAAAGAGAUUUUAGAAUCAAACAAUUUCUGCACGAGUUUAGUUUUACAAGUUUUAAGAUAUUCUUGGAAAUCUUUAGAUUACGAAGUUUUAGAACAGCUUCAUGUAUAUAUGUACAAAUGUUUGCAACAAUUUAAAAUCAGUUAUGGUUUGAUUAGUAUUUGUUUGGAUAUUAUACAUAACAUAAUACUCUAUUUAAAUCCCGAUAAAGGUAAUAAUUUGUUAGAGUUGUACAUGGAAAAUUUGAUAAAAGUUUCGGAAACAGAAAUUACAAAGAUUUUUAUAAAUGAAAGUCAAUUAGUGGAUAUAGUACCGAAUUAUUUAAAAGCUAUGUUUACAUUGGGAAAUGCUACACUUUUGGGUGCUUAUAAAAUUUCACCAUCGAUAUUACGAAUUUUCCAAGGGAUGUUGUUAGAAUGGGAAUCAUUGCCAGAUGUAAUAAAGGACAUAAAUGAACUGCAAGCAUCGGCAGUUGUUAUUCUUGGUCAGCAAGCAGUGAGAGAUCGCGAUGUAGCUAAAGAAAUACUUCCAAUAUUUGGUAAACUAAUGAGGCAAGAAACAAAUUUAGAUUCAAUCAUUCAAAUUGCUGUGAAAAUAAAUACAGCAAAAGCUCUGGCAGAUAUCUGUGUUCGAUUUACCGCAUUGGUUGAACCUUAUUUAUCAGAUAUGUGUGUAAGUAUGAAAGAUUCAAGUCCACAAGUACGAGAAGCAAUAAUGGUGAUAUUUAUUCAACUUCUUCUUGAAGAUUAUAUAAAAAUUAAAGGUCCAUUCUUUUUCCAUAUAUUAACAAUGUUGUCAGAUUCAGACAGCAUGAUACGUGAAUUAACUAACUUUCUUAUAAAAGAAAGACUUUUAACGAAGAAUAAAACAUUAAUAUCACAGCAAUUUUUGCAAAGUAUAUAUCAUUAUAAUAAUUACCGAUCUCAGCAUAAAGUUUAUGACCAAAAGAUGCGUGAGAAAGAACGAAAAGCUUUAACACUUCCUGGAAAGAAAAAUGAGGAUAAACGAAGAGUAAUUUAUGAUUUUAUGUUGGAUCAUUUGGAUCCUCCAGGAAAAAUAAAAUUACUUGUAAAAAUAACUAGUCAGAUACUCGGUGGAACUUGCAUUGAUACAAUUAAUGUUAAUAAAGAAGAAGGAGUUGGUGUUUUGAAAGAUGCAUUGUAUAUAAUUGGUAAUAAACGUUUGCGACCAUCAUCUUUUAACAAACACACCGAUGAUGAUCAACAAGAGGGUGAUGAACCUGCAGUUCAAACAAUUACACCAACUACUAAUGCAAUCACUGUUAUCAUUGAAGGAAUAAAGAAGCAUGGCUUAGAAGUGUUGUUACCUAUGUUAAUAAAGCUUAGAAAAAAAUUAUCACUUUUAAAAUCUCCAUUAGAGAGUGAUAUAAAAAAACUUUUAAUUAAAACAUACUCCGAAUACAAUAAGGAUCAAUUAUCGAAUAUAUUAAAUGAAUAUCCACAAUUGGAAAAAGAAGUUGAGCAAUUCAAGAAGCAACUAGAAGAUACUGCUUUUAAUGACGAGGAUUCUAGCGAAGAAGUAAUGUUACCAUCAGAAACCAAUAAGCAGAUUACAAAUAACCAGAAUUCAGAUUUAACAACAUGUAGCUUACACUCUAAGGUUGUAUUACAAAGUAUUCCAAUUUCUCGGUUAACUCCAACUACUUCUAUAGAUUGUUGGAAUUUUUCAACUCCUUCGGUUUCAAAUUUACGACUAUUAUCACCUGCUCAACCUGGUCCUAGUACCAGUACACCCAACUCAUUUAAAUCCUUGGAUUUUAAUGGUCACUGUUCAAAAGCUAGAAGACUUUCCAGUUUUUUCCAGAAUGAAAAACAAUUAAACAAUUUCCAUUACACGGCGAGGGAAGUUCAAUAUGAUAGCGAGUCUGAUUAGAAUAAGUAAGAUAAAUUAUUUUUAUUUAUAAUGCAGUGUGUAGAUAAUACGUAAAAGGAAAAUUACCUACCUCUUAAUUUCCGUUGAAUACGAAACGAUGUUUGCGAAACAGUAUAUGUUCGAUUUUCCAGUUCUUUUUGCAUGUCUGAAAGAAGUAUUUUAUUAAUACUUACCUCGACAAUUACAACAUUUGGUAUUUUAUUCUUACCCUUAUUGGUAUACGCGAGAACAUUGUUGUGUAAAUCCUUUAUGAUUGAGAUGUUCUCAGUUAUGACUUCAAUUAAAGCACGAACUUCUUCAACCUGUAUUAACAUUAUUUAAACAUCUAUUGGUGAUGUAGAAAUCUGUGAUAUAUGGAAAAAAAGAAUAACUGUAUACAUAUGUACAUACGUACUUCAUUCAAUACUUCUUUCAGUUUUUUAUUCUGGGAUAUUUGAAUGUGUACAUCCUGUAAAAAUCCUUUACCAAAUGUAGUGCUAUUAUUUUGACACUAAACAGAAAUGAGAAUAAACAACUAUAUUAUAUUUCUGUUUUAAUGUAAAGAGUAAGCGUUAAGAAACAGUAUUUUAAAACACAUCACAUUUCACACGUAUUUUUAUUCAAUUUAGUAUGAUGAUAAUCUUCAUCACUUUUAAAUUUGUUAAACGAUAAAUAUACUAACAGCACGUAGUUCUGGCAUUCGAUCACGGACCAUGAUGAGUAUUGCUUGAGCAUCGGUAUACAACUGAUAAUUCCACCAAUUCAGUACAUAAAGUAUCUUUUUGUUAUCUAUCUUAUCAGUGUAGUAGAGAUAAUUGAUAAAAUCGAGUGUGACGUUGGCAUUGUUACUUAUAAUUGCUGCGAUUAAUUCGCGAAUUUCAGUUAAACGUAUUUGUCCGUAUCUGCUCUACUAAACUGUUUGACUUGGUUCACGGUUGAACUGCAUCACUUUACCUAGAAGAUGCUUUGCAUCUUAAAUGAAAUAGGAAAUAGGCACUUAGCAGCUGGGUUACAAGGACAGCUUUGAUAUAAAUUAUGCACCUUCGACGCGUUAUUUCAGUCAUUCCUGUUUUUUUUCUUGGAAAAAUAAUAAUACUCUUCUUUUGAAAAUAUGAUAAUUUUUUGUUAUCGUUCUUAUAACACAGUGCAAGUUGCUUUUUUUCUAUACAGUCAAGGUGCAUUAAUAUGUAUGGUGUAAGAUGUUGACUUUGAAAAAUAAUAUCGCUUAUGUACAUAUAUAAUUUAAUAACUAAAAACAAUUCUAUUUUUUGAAUUAAUAAAUCUACUAUAAGAAAAUUGAUGGUCAUUUUGGGUUAUAUAAUAACAAAGUUAUAUUAAAUAUAACAAGCUAACAGAUUGGGUUUUUAACGAAUACCCUCUAUUUAAUUACUUUGAUAAUAAAAAGUUAUUUAAUUUCUAUUGAAAUUCAAAUAAAUUUUAGAUAACAUUUAAGUAGUCUAGUCUGUGAUGUUACACAAAGAGAAAUGUUUAGUUGUUUGUAUAUAAAAUGUAUAUCCAUUACUGUAUAUUUUACACUCAAAAGAACUUGAUAAUCACUAAAACAUAUUUUUUUAUAAUUUAAAUCACCUAUAAUAUUUACUUAAGCUACAUAGUUAGUACUUCGAUAGAUUUAUAAUAAAUGUAGAUAACAGUUUGGGAAAACAGUUAACGCAUUUAUUACAUUGUAAGGUAACAUUAAACAAAUAAUUAUAAAAUAUUAUAUUAAUAUUACAUCAAAAUAAAACAUCUUAAUAUCACUUAGAAACAUAGAUUAAAGAUUUAAAAUAUAUUUUCUCUUAUACUUUCAAUAAAUAGUAUCUCUCUUCUUUUUGUGCAUCAUACUCUAAUACGAAUACAAUAUAUAAACCAACAGGAAGAAAUAGACAUCGUAUUAUCAAAUUAUUAAAUUUCGUUUCUUUUCUAAUUUUUUAAGGCAAAUUAAUCAGUCUUAUAGAAUCUUUAAUUAGCACAUGAUGAUUGUAUUAUUCAAAAGUAUAUUAAUAUACUUAUUACGUUUAUCAUCACAAUUUCAUCAUUAACAAGAUAUAUAGUUCUAUCUAAAAACAACUUUGAAGGAUAUAUUUAUAUAUAUACUACCUGCAUCAAAAGAAUGAUUUCAAUGUUUCACUGUCGUGAGAGAACAUAUUUACAAGUGGAUGCGUUAAAAUGUGUGUUCGCAUAUCUUUUAAUACUAUAAGAUUUACUUUAUAUAUUUAUAUCUCUCUAAUGUACAUAUACCAAAAAUAAAUAACUUUAACGGAA
Messenger RNA from Osmia lignaria (orchard mason bee), 6629 nucleotides. Its product is annotated as condensin-2 complex subunit D3-L. Lineage: Eukaryota; Metazoa; Arthropoda; Insecta; Hymenoptera; Megachilidae. Gene Ontology annotation, biological process: mitotic chromosome condensation; meiotic chromosome condensation. Gene Ontology annotation, molecular function: histone binding. The record is from RefSeq and is a predicted model, not a curated record. Gene Ontology annotation, cellular component: condensed chromosome, centromeric region; condensin complex.